This is a messenger RNA of Chenopodium quinoa (quinoa), 959 nucleotides long. RefSeq names its product abscisic acid receptor PYL8-like. Gene Ontology annotation, biological process: abscisic acid-activated signaling pathway. The transcript has 3 exons. Bases 182 to 727 code for a protein of 181 amino acids. The record is from RefSeq and is a predicted model, not a curated record. Gene Ontology annotation, molecular function: protein phosphatase inhibitor activity; signaling receptor activity; abscisic acid binding. NCBI's taxonomy places the organism in Eukaryota, Viridiplantae, Streptophyta, Magnoliopsida, Caryophyllales, Amaranthaceae. Gene Ontology annotation, cellular component: cytoplasm; nucleus.
CUUGACUCUUUGUGCACCAAUAAUAGCUUCUCACUCAAAAUAUCUCAAGCUCCUUUUUCUUUGUUCUUAAUUUUUUUUUCCACUUAAUAAUUUUCAUUUACUUAAAUUGGGAAAAUUUUGCCAAAAAUAAAUACUUUUUAUCUUUGUUUAAUUUACAGAAAUAUUUUUAGAAAUAAGAAUAAUGGAGGCAGAGUUCAUAACCAAGUAUCACACACAGCAAGAGAUUGGAGCCAAUCAAUGUUCUUCUUCUGUCACUAAACGCAUCAAAGCUCCUACUGAUAUUGUUUGGUCUUUAGUGAGAAGCUUUGAUCAACCCCAGAAAUACAAGCCAUUUAUUAGUGAAUGUACAUCAAGAGGAGAUUUUAAAGUUGGUACAGUUAGAGAAGUUAAUGUUCGAUCAGGACUUCCUGCAACCACCAGCACCGAAAGAUUGGAGCUUCUCGACGAUGAGCAUCGUAUAUUUGGUGUCAGAAUCAUGGGUGGCGAUCAUAGAUUAAGGAAUUACUCAUCAACAAUAACAGUUCACCCAGAAACAAUCGAAGGAAGGCCAGGAACAUUAGUCAUUGAAUCAUUCGUAGUUGAUGUACCAGACGGAAACACCACAGAGGAGACUUAUUACUUUGUUCAGUACCUUAUCAACUGUAAUCAUAAUUGCUUAGCUGAUGUUUCUGAAAAGAUUGCAUUGCACACCAAUAGCUCUGGACAGACCAACUCCGUUGAAUGGUAAUUUUGGAUCAUUUGAAGUUUCGAGGAGGCUGCUUUAGACUUGAUUCUCAACUGUUGUCUCCGUUCAGUAGAAAAUUAUUGAUUUGUUCUUUCUCAUUUGAAUUAUGGAGUCAGUUUGUUUGAUUACAACAGCUAUUUCUCCAAAAAGUAUGAUUUAUGAUAACAGGCUGUUUUGGACUGUAAUUGCUAGGCAUUUUCAUCUAAAUGCGGUCAUAUAUAUGACCACCAAACAA